AUGGCUUUAGUAAGAGCAGUGGUGCGCUCAAACUUAAUGAAAAAUACAUGGAGUGUGCCGGCACGAUUCGUGGCAAGAAUGCCUGACAUCCUCGAACAUGCCACUGGGCUGGAAAAACGAGAAUUAUUGGCAAUCGCGGCAGGUGAUCCCAACCCGUUUGGUAUGUACGUUCUAAAACGUUGUGCUGGGACUCGUGAUAAGCCAACUUGUGUACCCUCUGCCUUUGAUAAACGUCUUGUUGGAUGCAUAUGCCAUGAAGAUGAUCAGCAUAUCAGCUACAUGUGGUUGCACUCUGAUCAUAUGAAGAGGUGCGCUUGCGGUUAUUGGUUCAAGCUUAUCUUCAAGUGCCCAGUCUAA
Ctenocephalides felis (cat flea) is the source of this 357-nucleotide messenger RNA. Its product is annotated as cytochrome c oxidase subunit 5B, mitochondrial-like. Lineage: Eukaryota; Metazoa; Arthropoda; Insecta; Siphonaptera; Pulicidae. Bases 1 to 357 code for a protein of 118 amino acids. The transcript is spliced from 4 exons. The record is from RefSeq and is a predicted model, not a curated record. Gene Ontology annotation, biological process: mitochondrial electron transport, cytochrome c to oxygen. Gene Ontology annotation, cellular component: mitochondrial envelope.